CUCAUUCAUCAGAUGCUGUCUUGACUCUCUUUCCUCGCUCCGAUCUCGAGAAUAUUGAAUUGUGCCUGUGGCUUAUUGGCCGAACCUCCAAAGAACAGAGUCUAGAGAUCAAUUCGGGAGCCACUAUGGAAAUAUCACCAUUGACACAACAAUCACGCCCUGAUACAUUCGAACCAAAAGUUGCACAACUUUACCGACAGUUGUUUAAGGACCGCGAGGAAGAGGAAAAGUCGGAAGGCUUCUGGCGUGAAUUCUUCCUUUUAAAACCCGACAAUGCUCGCUUUGGACAAUCAUUGGAUGACCUGGAAGCAAUAGAUCUACUCCACGUCUCGCAUCACUGUGAGCAAUUCGUAUCUCAUGCGAUUGCCUAUGCCAGAUCUGGAUCGUCGCCUUCUGAUGAGAAUGCUCUCGAUAACCUGACAGUGUUCCUCACCAAAGUGUUCUCAAAGCGAUACACGAAUCCAAGUUCAGACAUCAUAGAAGUGCUAGCUGGCCUCGAUCAUGUCGAUACUGUUUUCAACGACCUUGUGACGACACUCGACACCACCAUCAAGUCCGGAAAGACAGCUCGCAUUCAGAAAAAGGCAGUUCAGGUGGCCUUGUGUGUUGCUUCAGGAGCUUUCCAGACCGGCUUGCUUACGUACUUUACACAACGCGACCUUUUUCCAUCUUUGAUGCAGCUCAUCCUUGACCUCGAAGAUCCUUUAGAGGCUGCACAACCACUUCUCCUAGCAGGACUUCUUGCGAACUACAACAAAUUCGAGACGUACAACCCUUACCACGUAAAAUUCGCCGAUUUUGUUAAUCACGAGACAAUGGUGCAAAUCUGCAGGUCAAUCGAAAGCACCUGUGCUUCCAUGAGAGAUCAGUAUGUCGCGAUUCAAGACGACGUUCCUGAAGCCUGGAGCAUCGGAGGUACAUUGAGCUAUAUUGGUCUUGGAGCUCUGGCGGGUGCGAAGCCUACAGUACCUGCACCCACGGAAGACGAGAUGAAGGCAAAGUUUGCCGAGCAACCUCAACCACAUGCCGGUAUCUUGCUAACAGUGUAUGACUUUGUUGUCGCCAACAAAUUGUUCUGCGCAGACUUUGUCCGUGUGUACUCAGAAAACAAGAAAGAGAGUUCACCGAUGGCGCAUUACCUGUCAUUUUGCUCCUACCUCUAUCAACACGCCUAUCGUUCACAACGGGCGACGCAAUAUGCUCACCUAACUUUGUUCACCAUACAAAAUCUGGUCGAGGAUCUGGACAUCGCAAAGAAGAUAUGCGAGACAACAGUGCCUGUUCGUCUGAGCCGUCAAAGACCGCCACAGCUACCUAUGGUCACCUCUGAUCGUACUCUUGCUGCGAACAUUAUCGACAUCAUGAUCGACAGUGUAAAUCACAACCUGCGGAAAAAGCUGGACGUCGAGUUAUACAGACUGAACGUCGGAAUCAUAUUACGACUUGUUACAUUCCUGAGUAAAGCAAGAAUACGUCUGACAUAUCACUGGUCUGAGCUCUGGCGCUCUCUACUGUCUUUUGUGCGCUUCCUCACCGUCUACGCCGAUGACCUACGGUCACUCUAUCAUAUGGACUCUUUGAUCCACGCCCUCGUAAACCUCCUCUGUCUCUCUUUAACUCAAGGCGAAUCCUUCCUCCCCGACACCGCCUCUUAUGACGACAUUUCCUACAAACUCGUCGAAUUCGGCCCAUCCCUGACCUCAUUUCGCGACGCCUAUGGACUACAAAAGGGAGAAAGCGCAGCUUCCAUGAACAUCUUGAUACACGUAUCAAAACACUACAGCGAUUUAAUUGCAGAGGAAAAAGGCAAAGUGAAGAAUCUGAGUCCGAAAGACGUGGCGAGGAUUAUCAAGGAAGGGUAUGAGACGUUGAGUAUCGAGGCCAGGGAAGGGUUGGAUCACUGGGAAAUGUAUCGCGAGGCGGAGCAUAAAGCAGAGUUGAAGAGGAUAGCCAGGACAGCUUGUGCAGACGCAAGGGUAUUGGUGUUAUAGUAGGACCCUGGAGUGUCGCUCGAUAAACAUACAUCCUGUCUGCUCGAAGAAAGUUGUCAUAACGAACAUCGAAUACGAAGAUAGGAUAGUCAUCUCACGACUUCUGUACUGGUAGCCAAACGCGUAAGCAAAUUCCAUCCCCCAAGCCUCACCCAUGCAGACCAGAAAGCCCCCCUCACAUAUGAAACCAUUCUCUCCCGCUGCACAAGCAUCACUCAGCAUCCGGC
Messenger RNA from Aureobasidium subglaciale EXF-2481, 2218 nucleotides. RefSeq lists its product as uncharacterized. Gene Ontology annotation, biological process: regulation of Golgi organization. NCBI's taxonomy places the organism in Eukaryota, Fungi, Ascomycota, Dothideomycetes, Dothideales, Saccotheciaceae. The transcript is spliced from 8 exons. Gene Ontology annotation, cellular component: cytosol. Bases 126 to 1991 code for a protein of 621 amino acids. The record is from RefSeq and is a predicted model, not a curated record.